Episyrphus balteatus (marmalade hoverfly) is the source of this 4359-nucleotide messenger RNA. It is a transcript of the gene wcy, whose product is annotated as WW domain-containing adapter protein with coiled-coil homolog. NCBI's taxonomy places the organism in Eukaryota, Metazoa, Arthropoda, Insecta, Diptera, Syrphidae. Gene Ontology annotation, biological process: regulation of autophagy; positive regulation of TORC1 signaling. Bases 1033 to 3261 code for a protein of 742 amino acids. Gene Ontology annotation, molecular function: RNA polymerase II complex binding; chromatin binding. Gene Ontology annotation, cellular component: nucleus. The transcript is spliced from 13 exons. The record is from RefSeq and is a predicted model, not a curated record.
ACCCAAAUGUGACAUGGCGGCGUCUGCUGUACUGUGUUGAAGAGAAAUAAAGUUAGACUGAGGCGAAUUUUUUCACACAAAUAUUUCUAAAUUUAAUUCAAUUUUUUAUUUGAAUUUAAUUAAGUUUUCAACAUUAAAUCAUUGAAAAACUAUUACAAAAAUCAAUUUGCCAAUAAUUAAGCUUAUAUAUUGCAUAAUAAAGAGCAUUAAAAAAACACGAACAUCUACUUCACAACGACGGCAAAGAGACAUCGCCUUCGUCGAUUCCAAAGUGUAUUGCCACCACCAAUCAGCGCAGCCAUCAGUCGGUAAUUUUUUCUUUUCCUCAUCCUUCUUGCGACAGAAAAUUUAAAAUUCCAGAUUGAAAAAUUUUUUCACACACAAAAAAUAAAAAUUUAAUAUAAAAUAUUAAACAAAAUGCAGCGAAGUAAAAUAUAAAAAACUUGAGAGAAAAAAAAAAACAGAAAAGAUACGUGGGCAAGUUAAGACCCUUCGUAUAUAUAUAUAUGUACCAAGACCAGGCGCAGUCAAAGUUUUUCUUUCCAAUUUUUCUCUUCUACGAGUAAAAUAGAAAAGUUACAGAAAUUUUUUUUACUUUUUAAUUCUGCGACUGAAAAUCACAACUUAAUCACAUUGUGUCAAUAAAAAAAAGCAAAAAAAAGAGCUCCAACUAACCAAAGCACACAUAGCUUGCUCUGCGAACCGCGAGCUGCUUGCGGUAGGAAAAGGCGCAGCCCCUUGCUUUUUUGCCUUUUGCAAUAUAUAUAUGGUCGAGAACGACGACGAGUGUCAGACGCACGGAAAAGGAGAAGUGAAAAAAUCAAAAAAAAAAAAAAAUGAAGUAAUUUCCAAUUCAAUUUGCGAACAAAUCGAUUAAACAAAAGGAAAUAAAUAAACUAAAUACACCAGAAACUGAAACAAAUAGAAUCAGACAAAAAAAAGUAUAAAAUAAACUAUCAAUUAAGUUGAGAGAGGAACUACAAGAUAAUCAUUGAAAUAUCUGUAUAGAGACAUCCAAAAGAAUUUGCAUUGAUGGUAAUGCAUGCUAGAAAACCGCAACGUAUGAGCGAUGGGUACUUUGAGAAGCAUCAAUCCCAUUCUUAUCAGAGUUCGAAGUAUAGCUCAAAACGCGACUAUGAUCGAGAGGCUUCAAGUAGAUCAAGUUAUCGUGAACGUGACAACACCCCUACUGGUGGUUCGCUAAACAAUGGUAAUAGUUCAUAUCGAUCACAAUCCCCUGAGAUAGAUUCACCAUCGUCUAGACACGAUAUACGUGGUGGUGAUAGAGAUCGUGAUCGCGAUAGGUUCAGUUACAUCCAAAAGAUGAGGGAUCGUGAUCGUGAUGUCUACAAAAAGGACAAAUAUUCUGGUAAUUACUAUAAACGAGAUAGACGUGGGAACGAUCGGGAAACUGAACACCGCACGAAUCAUGAUAGAAUUGAUCGUCGUUCGAAACUAUGCUCUUCAAGUGGCGAUAAGCGUUCUGGAUCGGAUGACAGAGACCGUGAUCGAGAAAGAGAAAUAAGAGAUGGAAAAAGAGAUAGAAACGAUCGGGAUCGAGACAGGGAUAGAGAACGUGACAGAGAUCGUGAUCGCGAUCGCAAUGAUCGAGAUAGAGAUCGCGAACGCGAUAGAAAUGAUAGAAGUGAAAGAGCUUCCUGUGCAAGUGAUUGGAGUGAACAUGUCAGUUCGUCUGGUAAGAUGUAUUACUACAACUGCAAAACUGAAAAAUCACAAUGGGAAAAACCAAAGGAGUGGGUUGAAAAGGAAAGAACUCUUACACGAGAUCAACAUAGGGAAAAGGAUUAUAGAGAAAAGGAACGCGAGAGGGAACGUGAAGACAGAUUUUCUAGAUCUGCAGCCUACACAAAACAUUCCAGUUCUCGAGGAAAUUCCCGUUUGAGGUGGGGCUAUGAAAAUGAUGGUGGAGGACCUCCAACUCAUAGACGACGAAUCGAAGAUAAUCCAGAUAUGGAUAUAAGUCCAGGAGAUUCGACACCAACAUCUGAAGCUAGCUAUUCACUGACGGGCACUCCCAACACAGCCCAAUUAAAUGAUCAAUCUGCCCCUUUAACAAUUGGAUCAUCGACAGUUGCAGCUGGUGGUGCUGCUACUGUACUAUUACCGAAUGCAUUGCCCCGUCUCGCAUCACAUCCAACAAAUGUUUCGGUGGUUUCAUCUCAAAUGCAUUUUACUACGUCGGCUUCCAGUGGUGGUAACGUGAAUAUGGGCGGUUCAGGAGCGCAAUCUAACAACAGUAAUCACAGAAAGCUUGAGUCUGUAGUUCAACAAGUGAAUCUUUCCGUUUCUCCUCCCAUUCAAGCAACUACUGGUUCGCAAAAUUCAAGUGGAACGUCGAAUCAAAAUGAUCAUCAUAUGAAUUCAAAUGCUCCCGGACCCCCAAAAUUGGGCACAAAAUCAUUGGAAUCAAUGGACAUGAACUCCCAACAAAAGGGUGCAAUGCUUCGACAGGCCCACGGAAUUUCUGUAGCUGGCGCAUCGGACACAAAUGCUCCAUUAAUGGAUGUCCAUCAUACAGGGACUGUGCCCGGAGUAAUUAGUUUAAGAGAUAAUUCACUUAAUUCGCCACACUAUAAUCUAUCGCAUGCACACGGUAUGUCACCGUUGAAUUACUCAAAAAGUCCGAUAACUGGAACAAACAAUAGCACUUCUGUCGGUCCGUACCCAUGCAGCCAAUUCGGGCUAAAGACUGUCGAGGGCGUCAAUCCAAAUAUGGUUGGUUGUCCUACUAGUUUAACAAAUGCAUCUCUAUCGAGUGGUGGUGUUGUGUCCAGUGGCAACGGUGGACACAGUGGCGGCGUAGAAGGACCACCAACUCCAACACAAGAGUUAGAUAUAAGCGGCAACACCACAGAGCAAAGAAAGUUGGAAGGUACAUCAGCAUCGCUUAGUACUUUACAAAGCUGUGUGGCUACAGCGGGUCAGGCCGGUCGAGGACAAGGACCUGAUUUGUCUCCAAAAUUAGCAAAGUAUUUUAGAGCCGAUUUGAUAACGCACGUGACAAAUUGGCCAGCCGACAUUUUGGAAAAACAGGCCCAAAAAUGUUCUGAGGAAACUCACGCGCAUGGUGACCUGCAAUGCACGAAAGUAUCCGCCGAAUUAAAAUCAGCUAGAAGUUUAGUUAGAAUAACAGAAAUAACAGCAACGCUACAAGAACAAAAAAUUAUGUAUCUUCGUCAGCAAAUUCGUCUAUUAGAGGAAUUAAAAUCCCAAAAUUCAUUUAUGUCAGAUGAUCUUUAGCCAAUAUUUAAAUUGUAUUAAAUUAAAAAAUAAAAAAGGAAGAAAAUUAUAUAUAUAAUAAUAAUAAUAAUAAAGAAUAAUUUUAGAAAUAAUAAAAAUUAGUUAUAAAAUAUCUAAAAAAACAAAAACAAAUCAAGUUAAAAAAAAAUCAUAACAGAAAGGAGACAAACACAUUUUUAAAUCUAACCACACACCCAACAACAACAACAACUAUAAAUUACACAUACAUAUACACACUCACGAUAUAUUUAUUAUUUGAUAAAAAAGAAAAGUAAAAAAAAGAGAAAAACCAACCACACGAUUAAUUCUUUGUUAAUGUAAAUAAGUAUAUAAUCUAAUAUGCAAUAGAUAUUUUUUAAGUAGGUAAAUACACAUGAGCAUUCAAAUGGAAUAGAAGAAUUCAAAUUAUGUAUAAUAUGAAUCCAGUGUUGUAAUGUUAUCAUACAAUAUUUUUAUUUUAUCAAAAACCAUCAGACGUAUCAUGUACCAUGUUUAAAUCAUUGAGAAAAUAGGAAAAAUAAAUAAGCUGAAAGUCCAAAAAAUAAUACAAAAAUAACAAAUUAUUAUGCACUGAACUAUAAGAGUUCUAACUUAAAAUUAGUAAAGCGUGGGGAAUACAUUACAUAUAAACCACUGAAUGAGGUAAACAUUAAUUUUUGAGCGGUAUCCAACACAAAAUUUUACAUACAUAUUUUCAAAGAAAACGUCUUUUCGUCUUUUAAUCUACAGUUGUGGUUUUAUCAAAGUUGAUUAAUUUUAUUUUUAUUUCAAAAAUACUUUUAGCUUUCCUAUUUUAUAUUAGGUAAAAUAAAAACCAGGUUAAAUGCUCAUUUUUAUUUACAACUUGUUUUCAACAAUAAAUGAACUGAACAUUUAUGUUUAAAGAUUUCAUAAAUAAGCUAAUAGAACCAUUUUUAAUUAUUGUUUGUUUCACAUUACUUUUAAAAGCAAGAAGUGGCAGAUUGACUAUUUUGUUAAAACAAAUCAAAGAGUCACUCCACGCUUCAUUUUUGUUCAUUAUAAAAGCUGAUCAUUUAUUUUGUAUAUAUUUGUAGUAACUUUUUUAAAAAAGGUCUUUUUUCCGUAGUUUAGGAAAUU